Dreissena polymorpha is the source of this 5635-nucleotide messenger RNA. Its product is annotated as lisH domain-containing protein ARMC9-like. Gene Ontology annotation, biological process: cilium assembly. The record is from RefSeq and is a predicted model, not a curated record. Gene Ontology annotation, cellular component: ciliary basal body; ciliary tip; centriole. The transcript is spliced from 24 exons. NCBI's taxonomy places the organism in Eukaryota, Metazoa, Mollusca, Bivalvia, Myida, Dreissenidae. The coding region runs from base 118 to 2562 and encodes 814 amino acids.
AUUUGGAUGUGCGGUUGUUUAUUUGGAUUCCACAACAACCUCGAAGUAGCAUCAUAAUCUUCAAGAGGAAUGCGGGAUAUUUUGUCCUAAACAACAUCACAUCAUAACAGGUUGAAGAUGUCAGGGAAUCUGUCAGUGGUUGCCUUUGAAGGCGAGUUGAAUGCUAUUGUCAGAGAAUACUUGGACUUCGGAGGUUUUGACAAGACACUUCAGAAUUUUGACAAAGAAAUCUCAGGCAAAGGCAAGCCCUUGUCCACCACAGAAGGCAAGGGACCUGUCUCACAGAAACAACUCACAGCUCAGAAUGAGAUGUUGGAGGCAUUCCACAAUGGGAAGAGGCAGAAGUUCUUUGACCUAUGGAGCAAGACGCUGCCGAGACCUCUACUGGACAGUGACUCAGUGGCACAGAAGAUCGAGUUCUACCUGAACAUCUACUUUGCUGUGUACCCCAUCAAGUUUGCUAAAGGACAGACAAUUGCAGAGAAGAACAUGCAAGAGUUCAAGAACUUUCUUGAGACAAGGGGAGCUACUCUUAGCCAGACGACAGAGUUCUUGCCCUUUUACGCUCUUCCAUUUGUGCCUAACCCAAGAGGACAUCCAUCCUACAAAGAGUUGUUCACGGAUAUGUGGUCCAAGGACCUAGAGGUGAGGCUAGAGAAGUUCCUGACCUUGUCUUUGAAGUCAACACCCCAGCCCCGGCUGUUCGAUCUAUAUAGGGGGACAUCUAUUGAAGGGAGAGAUCAUUUCCAGCAAGUUCAGAUUUACCAACAACAGUUGGUGGAAGCUGAGCGCAAAACCAUGUCAUACAUUAAACGACACAACAAAGUCCAGGCAGACUACCACAGUUUGAUAGGCAUCACAGCAGAUCUGGUGGACGCACUGGAACAGACUGUGCAGGGGAAAACAAUUAGCCCCGAAUACCUACAGCAGCUGUGUGGGAGACUGUUCAGUGCCCACAUCGGUCAGUCUGUGGACUUCAACAACCGCCCUGGAACAGCUGGGACCAUGCUGAGACAGUCUGUGCAUCAGCCUCAGAGUCAGCCCAAUGUGUUGGAGAGACAGGAAGAAGUGCAGCUGCAUCUGGACUAUGAGAGGCUGAAACAGGAUCUGCAGUCGGCACUGGAACGCAGGAAGUGUCUUCUUCUGCAGGCUCUCAGAUGGCGGCUGACGCAGGCCUCCAGUCCUAUGGCAAGGGACGCUGCUAUACGGGCCUACAUACAGCACGACGUGCUGGGAUGUGCAGCACCGGGAACUCACAGGGUGGCUGUCCUGUCAUUGUUAACAUCUGCCGAUCCAGAAGUGAAGCAAUGUGCAGCAAGACUGUUUAAUGCAUUUGCCUCCCUUAGUUCAGGUCGCACAUACCUGGCCCAGAACCAGGACCUGUUUAAGGGUCUGAUGGACAACCUACGCAGUGAGGACAAGGACUCAAUCACUCGAGAAAUGGUGCUAGGAGCAUUACAGAAACUUAGCUUACGACGUCAGUUGCAGUCGGCCAUGAUAGACAACGGCCUGAUAGAGUGGCUGGUGAAGGUGCUGGAGGACAACGACUCCCUGUCAGACUACACGCUGGAGUAUUCUGUGGCCCUCUUGAUGAACCUUUGUCUUAGAACAUCUGGCAAAAAGCGGUGUGCCCCGAACGCUAACCAGACACUGAAGGUUCUUAGUGACCUACUAGGACAUGACAACCAGGAGAUCCGUCCAUAUGUUAACGGGGCGCUGUACAGUAUCCUUGCUAUAUCCACCUUACGAGAGGAGGCGAAGGCAAUGGGCAUGGAAGAAAUCCUGCGCUGUUUCAUCAAGGAGGACCAGCCGGACAUGAACCGACAGAUUGAGUUCAUAAUCAAACAACUCAACUCCACUGAAAUGGUGGAUGAAUACGAGUCAGAUGAUGAGGAUGAUGAUGAAGAUGAGGAGGACCAGGAUGCUAUGGAGGUGGACCUUGACAAGGAUGAGAUCAUCAGGGCCUCGGGGGAUGAGCAGGUGGGGGAGAAGCUGCUACAGGAGUAUGUUGCCGGCGUGAAACACAAGAAGAGGCAUACAGACUCUGUGAUGUCGCAGGAUGGUCCUCUACAGCGCCCUGUCACCCCAGGUCAUCGGCGGGCAGCAGCAGACGGGAGCCGCCCUGCCAGCCAGGCCACGGGUCGACCUGACCCCGGGGUCAAGGACAUCACUGUGCGCCCACCCACCCGCAGUGGCAGCAGGCCCGGUACACAGGAGAGUGAAGUCAGGAAUUCUUCUAGGCCUCAGAGUGCAAAAUCAUCAGGGGGGACUACACCAAAAGUCAUUAAGCCGGGAAAUCCGGACUACGACAAGGCGUUCGGUUCCAGGCCACGUAUUCCUCGGACCCCUGACCCCAAUGCGGCCAAGAGACCGUCGAGCAGGGGCUCUAUCAGCCAGAUGCCUCCUGCACCCCAGUUCUCUGAGUCUGGUCCUAGGCCCAGUUCUGCGGGUAAAUCAGACAACUCUCAGCCAUGCAGACUUGGUUUGUUCUGUACACCGGGUGGAAGUAUAAGCCCAAGAAAGGCAUCAGCAGGCAGCACUCUUGACAAUGGGAUGAAGUAGCCUUUGACCUUUAACCUUGGCCUCCUGAGGUCACUGCAACGGGUUUAAUAACUACUUACAUGGGUUUAGUGAAAAUAACCCUAUGCAUUUAUGCUAUUUUGUGAUGUCAAUGUUUGGAGUAAGCUUUAAAUUAUUGAAUACUUAUCUCUGUGUUUCUUGUGAACUAGGAGUCUUUGACAUCAAGAAGACUUAGUGAAUGUUUACAUCUGUGUUUCUUGUGUACUGUCUGACAUCAGAGUUUUGCUUUUAAUUUUGACCUUGUAAUAGGUUAAACACAACUGUAUUUAGUGUAUUUCAAUUGGCUUCUGAAAUUUGACAUUCAAUUUUUUAACCUUUAUGUGUAUGUUAUAAACUCCUUAUUGUUAUUGUGUUAAAAAGGUAAUACAUAUUUUGAAACAAUUAUAAUUAAUUAUAUUUGAUUUAAUUAUACAAUUUUAAAAGAUAAAACGAUUUUCAUUAAUAUAAUGUUCUUUUUUCAACAAUAACCUUCUUAUAAAAUGUGAUUUUCUAUGAAUAUUAUAACCUUAUUACCAUGCAUGUCAUAUUCUUUAUGUCAGCAUUAUUUAAUAAGCAGAAGGCUUUUGCAUUCUUAAUCAUUUUAUCUGUUAACAUAUCAGAAUGGACAUAACAGUGUGUUUAUCAUUUGGAUGCUAUACGUAAAUGUUUGUUUACCAUCUUAUAAUCCAAAAAUGGCAUUUGUUGCAUAUAAGUAUUUAUAAUAGCCGUCCAGUGUAUUUACAUGUACUUGUCUCAAUGUAAGAGUCUCAUGUGAUUGCCAUAGAAAGUAUGCUUUCAACACUAUGAAUUUAUUUUUUAUUGCAUUUAGUUAAUGCAUUAUUUUUUUAAUGUUUUUUUUUAUAGAAUAAAUCAAAACAUUUGUUUAAUGAAAAUCAUAUUGAUUGUUUUAAUCAUAUCAAUUAUUUUUUAGCAUUAUGAUUUUAGGAUAAUUUUGUUCUCUUGUAAAGCAUAUAAUAUUAGGUUUAUAUGUCAGUUUUAAAAUAGGUUUCUCAGUGUAUUUAUCUGUGAAAUUAAUUACUUAAAAGGACUGACAUGAAUUAACUGUAAAGAUAUGGGAAUGAUUCAGAAGUGUAUAAAGCCUAUUUAUGCCCCAUUUGGAAGGUCAAUGCCAUACUUAAAAGCCAAAGUUAAAAUUGUUUCAUACAAAUUUUGCCUCACUUCAAAUGACAGCCAUCAGGGGAAUGCAUUUGACAUGUAUCACUCAUCUCCUGACGUUAAAGGUCAAGGUCACAUUUAGAGGUCAAAGUCAAAUUUGAACCUAAAACAGCGGGUUUUAGACAUGAGUGCAGUUCUGAAAACAGUACAAUGUUGAGCCAUCUUACCUUCUGGACAUGACUUGUUCAACCUUCACAUAUGAGCCGUGCUCUGUCAAAAGGGGGUUAAAUGCAUACCGGGGUAAGCAUAAGUGUCGUACCAGAUGAGCCUGUGCAGUCUUCACAGGCUAAUCAGGGACGACACUUUCCACAUCAACCCAUGGACUUUUGCAAAGCAGAGAUUUACUGUAAACAAAAAAAUACUAUAGAAGCAAAAAGUGUCAUCCCUGAUUAUCCUGUGCAGACUGCACAGGCUUAUCUGGGACGACACUUUAAGCACAUUCAUGAAACCCCCUUUUCACAGAUCACAGCCCAUAAAAAGUAACUCAGUGAUUUAUGAUUGAGGUGUCUAUUUCUGUUUUUAUCACAAAUAAAUAACAAACAGCUGUUUCAAUAAGUAGUUGUAUUUAUUUUUUUUUGUAUUCUCAAUUAUUUGAAUCUUCUUUUAAUAAACAUUAGAAUAAUUAGGUAAGUAGAGUACUUGCAUUUAUACCUCUUACUUUUUACUUGCAUUAAAUUGGUGUCACAUCAUAACCCUAAUGUCUAUUACUUGUACAGUUCUGUGGGAACAUAUUUGUGAAAUUCUCUGUCUUAUUCUCUAACAAGCAGCCAAAAUGUUUGAUUCUCCUUUAAAAGUCACAGACAUCUUGGCAUCUUGGGCAAUUAAGACUGAAGGAUGAUGUAUGGCAAAUGUUGGAUCUAAUAACAGAAUCUGAUGCUGUCUGUGAUAAAUGUUUGCAUAUCAAUGAAGCUGAAUUCAUAAUUUUGACUUAUCUCUCUUUUCUUUGUUUGCUUUGUGUUAAUUUUUGGAAAUUAUUUUGUAAGCUUGACAUUGAGAAGAGUUGCUGAACGCUGAAUUUUGAUCCAUGUUCUUACAUUUACCUAAAGUAACAUUACUACUUAAAAUCAACAACAAUUUCGUACAAUAUUUGGUAAAAUAAAGCUAAACAAUUAAAAAUCAUUGUUCCUUAUGGCAAUUGCUAAAAUUUCCACGUCAGAUGUGGUCUGGUAAAAUAGAUGUUUGUAUAUACAAAAUGCUCGUUUUUAUUAUUGUUUUGCAUAUUUAAUUCCAUUUUAAUUUCCCACAAAGAUAUCUAUUCAUACGACACAUAAACACUAACAUGGUUCCAUUUUAGUGUUUGUGUGUCGUAUGAAUAGAUAUAUUCGCGGGAUGUUAACAAAUUGUGUCACAAAUAAAUAAAAACAAGCGUUCUGUAUCUACAAAAAUGUAUGUAAGCAUACCACAUCUAGCUUUACAAUUGUGCCUAUAGCUUUAAGGAACAUUGAUUGUUUAGGUGUUUAUUUUACAAAAAUACUUUACAAAAUUUUCAUUGAUUUUGAGCGUUAUAGAGACUUUAAUCUUUCAUUGAAUACAUUUGUCACCAAAGGUCUGUGGACUAUGAAUUUCGAUUUGGGAAACAUAUGUUUUAUUGUGGUAAUGACAGUGCUGAUAAUGGCAUAGAUGAUAAUGCAAGUACAAAAAGGAACACUAAUGAUGAUGACAAUACAGAUAAUGACAAUACUGAUACUGAUAAUGACAUACUGAUAAUGACAGUUCUGGUUAUGACAGUACUUGUAAUUGCAGUGCUGAUAACGACAUUGAUAAUGAUGGGUACCCAGUUUUAUUUUACUUCUGUCAUUUAUAGGAUAUGUGUGUGGAAAUAUUUGCCCUGCUUAAAUGUGAUUCUUGUUAGUGAUAUUAUUUGAUAUAUUUAUUUAUUCAAUAAAACGUAGUGAAAUCA